CUGACUACCAUCAUCACCUUGCUUUGGCCUCGGCAAACAAUCUUCCUACGGCUGCUCAUCAUUGCGCCAUUCCCACCUACUUACAUUCGCUCCCUCAUCUGCCCAUCUUUGACACUCUCGCGCACGCCACCCGGGGCUUACACCCCACCGCCCUCCCGCCCUCGUGGUUCGCCGCCACCAUGACCCCUCGCUCAGCCUUCAUUUUGCUGUACUGCCUGUGCACAGCGGCAGCUGGCGGCGCCGUUGAUGUUCAUGCGUCAAUUUCAAGCACUUCUAACGCAGCGACAGACAAUCCCACCAUCUUCGAUCGUCUUGGGUCCCUCCUGUCGCCUCUGAUCCCAAACGGUGACACACCAAAUCGUCAAGGCCUCGCGCAGCAGGGCUCGUCUUUCCUCUGGGGUGAAGGGUCACUCGAAGUCGUCAGGACACAAGCACUAUAUGCCACCCGCCCAGCAGCUUUUGGUCCGCACAUCGCCAACGAUGAAGGACUAAGAGGUCACCUUAUCCCCAUCUCCACCUUCUGGCACGAGAGAGCGCCUGCGGGCAAGGAGGAUAUCACUGCUGGGACUAGUGGCAGGGACGGUGUCGACCCCAUCUUCGGCUGCCCUGUCGAGGGUGGACCCGGCUGGAAGCAUGACUCCCAUGCAUCCUCCGAUGAGGAGCAGGACUUCUGGUUGGAAGUCGCAGACAGUGAGCACAUGCAGAGCAAUCAAGCACCUCACUACGCCACCUCUUCAGGCCAAGGCUCGCAGGCCACUUUCGAAGGUCGCUCCCUCAGUCCAGACCUCAAGAAUAGCACUGCACCGCCAUCCGACUGGAUCGCCCUAGUCUCACGGGGCAAUUGUCCUUUCGUGUCCAAGAUCAGACUGGCUCAAGCAUUGGGAGCCCGUGCUGUCGUUGUUGGCGAUCAGAGCCCGCCCGAGCCAGCACAUCGCACACCUUGGGGAUGGGAGGAGCCAGAAGACGAUGAUCUCCCUCGUCUACUGACUAUGUUUGCUCAGGGCGACGUCAGUGACAUCGAAAUUCCCAGCACUUUUGUCUCCUGGAGGAGCUUUGAGGACCUCAAGAGACUUUACAGCGACGGUGAACCGACAAAGGGUGUAGAGAUCAUACUCAGCCGCGACGACACUCUCUUCGAGUGGCCUCUGCUCAACUUGGCACUGCUCCUCCUCAUGCUGCCCUCACUGAUGACUCUUUCGACAGUGAUCGUGCACAAGCUGCGCCAGAUCCAGCGUCGCCGCAAAGAGCGAGCACCCGAGCUCGUUGUGCUCAAUCUACCUUGUGCUAUCUGGGAUAAAGGAGGAUUGAAAUGGGAUGAGGAUGCUCAGAAGGAAGCUCGUGCAACCGUCUACCGGGACGACGUCGAGGCUGGACCUACGAGCUCGACGACUCUGCCCUCCACCGCGAGCGAGGCUGCGGAAGCAGCAGGCGAGUCUUCUUCUGCCGCCGACCAGCGUCUCUACUACUCGGCGGACGAAUGCGCUAUUUGCCUAGCCAACUUCGAAGACGGUGAGCGUGUAAGGCUCCUGCCCUGCCAGCAUCUCUUCCACAAGGCCUGUAUCGACGAGUGGCUGAUCAAGAUCAAGAAGUUCUGCCCAAGCUGUCGUCGAGAUAUUACGGUGCCAGUUCCGCCUGCCCCUUCCGCUGUCAGUCCCGGUGCUGCAGGAGAGGCAGAGACGCCGCUUGCUACAGCUAUGCUACCGGGUUCGUCGGCGAGUGGGCCGAGUGAGGCCGAGGGGAGCGCCACCGCUGUCAUCGAGUCUCGGAUGGAAGAGGCGGCUCAGACUGACGUGACGGAUGGUCGAGCCAACGAGAGCAUUCCUCUGUUGAGUGAUGGUGAGCGGAGAGGUUGGGAGGGGGAGUAGAAAGCUUUGUUAGAG
Microstroma glucosiphilum is the source of this 1880-nucleotide messenger RNA. RefSeq lists its product as hypothetical. The record is from RefSeq and is a predicted model, not a curated record. The transcript has 2 exons. Bases 180 to 1865 code for a protein of 561 amino acids. NCBI's taxonomy places the organism in Eukaryota, Fungi, Basidiomycota, Exobasidiomycetes, Microstromatales, Microstromataceae.